GUCACUGAACACCAGCUCUAUGGGGGCAGGAUUCUGCGUUUACGUCAAGCCCACCCUCGGUUUGAGGAGACACGCAGCAGGAACCCUCUUCCUCUAAUCCGACACAUUAGGGUCGGCUCCAGGAAGCCCCCCCGGCUCCUCCCCUGUGUUGUUUUUCUGGUGCUGCCACAACCAACAUUUAUUUGCAUUUUGCAGUUCACACUUGUUGCUUUUGCGAAAUGACUAAUUGCUCCCCCAUUUCUAACAGGCCCCACCCAGCCAUCAAUCACCCCGUCCCCGAUCCACCAGCCAGGCUCCUCCCCUCUUUAUGAUGCCACGCCCACAUCAGGGGGGGAAAGGAGCCCUCCCUCCUCCUCCCUCUCUCUUUUCCCCUGGAUCUAUCCAGCAAGCGGAGGGAGCCUAGGGAGGGCUGCCGCGCUCUCUUUGGGAGUCCCCCGCUUCCCUUGCAUAACCCCGCAGGCAGUAGGUUAUACAACCGGCCUUCCCCCCGCCCACCCCAAGCCAUUCAUAAAAUGUAACCACGCCUCCUCUCGCCUGCUUAACCCCGACCCCACGUUCUAAGUCCCCCCCGCCUUACAGCACGCCUUCCUCUCCAGCUGUUGUGAUGUAUUCCUUCUUGGGGAGUCAUGGAGGAAGAAGACCUUGAGCAUUCGAGCAGAUCGUAUGGAACCCUGAUGGUGUGUUUUGGUGUUUUGCUUUUGGCCAAUUCGUCAUGCUGUUCAAGAUGGCAGCCCUUCAAAGUGCAAACAACACCCCUUUGUAACCCAUGUGCUGUUGGUUGGAUACAAAGCAAAUUCCCAGCACUUGAGAGGGUGUCCUAGGUCCCAAGGCUGGCUGGGUGGUUGGCUGCCUGCCUGGCGCCCCACCUCCAUGUCCCAUCUCAAGAAUGUGGAAGCUCGAAUCCUACAGUGCCUCCAGAACCGGUUUGUGGCCCGGUACAUCUCCCUCCCAAAUCAGGCCAAGAUUUGGACGGUAUCCCUGUCCCCAGAACGGGGCAGGGGGCGCACUCCUCUGGUGAUGGUGCACGGCUUCGGCGGGGGCGUCGGUCUCUGGAUCCUCAACCUGGAUCCUCUGAGUGCCCGCCGCCCUCUCCACGCCUUUGACCUCCUCGGCUUCGGACGGAGCUCCCGACCCCCCUUUCCCCAUGAUGCCCAAGGGGCCGAGGAGGAGUUUGUGAGCUCCAUCGAGGCCUGGCGCCAGGAGAUGGGCAUCCCUAGCAUGAUUCUGCUGGGCCACAGCCUUGGGGGCUUCCUGGCAGCCUCCUACAGCUUGCAGUACCCGGAGAGGGUGAAGCAUCUGAUCCUUGUAGACCCCUGGGGCUUCCCCGUGCGGCCGACUGACCCGAAUCAGAUCCGUAACCCCCCGACCUGGGUGAAGGCUGUGGCGACUGUGCUGGGGCGUUCCAAUCCACUGGCUGUUCUGAGGGUUGCUGGACCGUGGGGUCCCGGUUUGGUGCAGCGCUUCCGUCCAGACUUCAGGCAGAAGUUUGCUGAUUUCUUCGACGACGAUACCAUCUCAGAAUACAUCUACCAUUGCAAUGCCCAAACACCCAGUGGCGAGGCUGGGUUCAAGGCCAUGUCGGAGGCGUUCGGUUGGGCCCGGCGCCCCAUGUUGGAUCGGAUCCACCUGGUGCGGCGUGAUUUGCCGAUCACCCUCAUCUAUGGUGCCAAUUCCUGGAUUGAUACCAGCACGGGGGAGAAAGUCAAGCAGCUGCGGCCGGGCAGCUACGUCUCUGACAUGGCGAUUCCGCAUGCCUCUCACCACGUCUAUGCCGACCAGCCCCAUGCCUUUAACGCUGCCGUGGAAGAGAUCUGCAGCUCUGUUGACUGACGGCAUGUGAGCCAGAGAAGGAAAGAAACGCCCGGCUCUCCAGCCCCCAUCUGGUUGCUGGGACAUGCACAAGACCCGCCCUUUGCGCACCAAAGGAGCGGAGACUGAAGCUCCCCCUGAGUUGGUUGCAAUGUGGUCUUGAAGGACGUCUUGCCCUGCUUCCCUUCCUUGACUUCCCCAUUAAUCUUCACUCUACUUAAAGGUUGCAGGCCGCCUGCGUUGGGUUAACCUAAGCUCUAAUCAUUUUAUUUUCUAUGAAUUUCCUAUGUCUCCUGGUUUGCUUUAUGUAACCUCUCCCUACAAUUCAUUCCUCUUUUAGAUUAUCCUCUCCUUUGGCUAUUGUUCCUUCCCUCGUUUCCGGUCCAUGGUGUCUCUGUAACACCAUCCACAGCACUUGUGUUCCACCACUGCUACCAUGAUAGCCACGCUGGAAUAAUGUCCUACAGCCCCAGGGUGGGCAACUAGAUUUUCUAGUAGGGUUGGUUUUCUUCUAUACCGGAGGUACUAUCAUUGAUCCAACCGGUCAAAACUAACUGGUUUAUGAAGCCGGAUAGGAUGCCAUGGCCUUUCCUUCUGGUGGAUGCCAUUCUUAAUCUACCCAGAUCAAAAAGAGUGCCUGGAUUGAGGGGGCAUGGAAUUUGGGGUCUUUCUUCUUUUGAUGCUGCUCUUCUCUGUUAUCAACACCAUCUUGAACACCAUUGGGGUAUGUCACAUUUGUUUGAAGGGAGAGCAUGAUCACAUCAUGAUGAGGGUCUGGCUGAGGAGGCUUGACAACCGCCUGUGCCCACCAUGAUUUUGAAUGUUGGCCAAGGCAAUAACUCCAUGGACAUCUGCAAGGAGAGCUUAGUGGGUGGGGUGGAGAAAGGCCUAAAAGGAAACUCUGACCUCCAGCUUCACUUGGGCUCAAGAAAGUAAGAAGGUCAAUAGCACCUCAAGUUUGAUCUGCGGUCCAGCUGCAUCCUUCUUGAUGCACUGGAAGCUUGGAGAUCCGUACUAACCAGGAAAUGGUCAGAGCAUCCCAGUAGGAGAUGAACAUCUUGGCCCUACCUGCUGUGGGCUGAGGAGGCAGCCUGGCAGUAGCCUCACCACCUUCAUCAAGUACCAAGCUGCUAACCUUUGAACUUCUCACAACUCUUGGACACCACCAUUACUUACAUUUCACUCACCACCAUGGAAAAUCCACUGACACCAGUCGGAAUUCCACUUUUUUUUUUUUAAUGGAGAAUUCUGUUGAAAUUAACUGCAGUCCUUUUGAACCUGUUGGACAAGUCCUCAUAUAAAACCCCACUGUGGAAAAUCAAAAGCUCAAUUUCAACAGAAUUCCGAGUUUGCUAUUGAAAGAGAGGCUGUUUCACAGCACGGAGUAGUAGAACCUCUUCCAUUCUCCACCUAGUGGUUGCAAAACAGAUGACAAAAGCCUUAUUGGAGGAGGUUUGUGAUUCAGCCUGCUUUUUCCCAUGCUGUGUGUUCCCACCUAGGAAAUCCAUCCUUCACACCCCACACAUGGAACACCACCUAGCUACCAUCUUGGAUGUUGGGGGGUGGGGGAGAAAUCCUGUCUCCUUAUGCUUUCUUUAUUUCUCUUUGCUCAUGGAAGAUCUCAUUUUCCACAGGGUAGCCGAAUCCUCUGCUCUCCUGUUAUAUGAGGCCUUGGCUGAGGUCGGCGGAGACGCAUUUAACAGCAGCGCAAAAAGAUUUGUCUUGUCACCUUGGGCCUUUUGGGGAGCUGGGGCUUCUCUUUUCUUACUGCGUGUGUGCGCGCGCCUGCUCUGAGGUGCCAUACUAACAUCCUCUCUAACAUAGGACAUGUGUGGCCCUGUCUGCCUCCCUUGUGCUUUGUAUAAAAUUCUCCUUGGUUUGUACUAGAUUUUGUAUGUUUAAUAAAGAAAACAAAAUUAUUUAAAAAACCAAA
This is a messenger RNA of Hemicordylus capensis (graceful crag lizard), 3742 nucleotides long. RefSeq names its product abhydrolase domain containing 4, N-acyl phospholipase B (gene ABHD4). NCBI's taxonomy places the organism in Eukaryota, Metazoa, Chordata, Lepidosauria, Squamata, Cordylidae. Gene Ontology annotation, cellular component: lipid droplet. The transcript is spliced from 8 exons. The coding region runs from base 871 to 1830 and encodes 319 amino acids. Gene Ontology annotation, molecular function: phosphatidylcholine lysophospholipase A1 activity. The record is from RefSeq and is a predicted model, not a curated record.